Clupea harengus (Atlantic herring) is the source of this 2405-nucleotide messenger RNA. Its product is annotated as microtubule-associated protein RP/EB family member 3-like. Gene Ontology annotation, molecular function: microtubule binding. The record is from RefSeq and is a predicted model, not a curated record. Lineage: Eukaryota; Metazoa; Chordata; Actinopteri; Clupeiformes; Clupeidae.
UUGUCUUUGCAUCUCCAUCGGUGUGUGUGUGUGUGUUUGCGCACGCGUGGUGUAUGAGUAUUGUGUAUGUGAGAGUGGGUGUAUGAGCAUCCAUGCGGUCCUGCUCGUUCUCCUCAUGUGGCAGCCAAGACGAGGGGCGAAUCAUCCCCAAUCACAAGCGUACCGUCAGAGAGGAGCGAAAGAACAGCGGUGGGAUGGCGGUGAACGUGUACUCAACUUCGAUGACCAUCGAGAACCUCAGCAGACAUGACAUGCUUGCUUGGGUCAAUGACUCCCUGCAGCUCACAUACACAAAGGUAGAGCAGCUGUGUACAGGUGUGGCAUACUGCCAGUUCAUGGACAUGCUGUUUCCCGGAAGCGUCCUGCUGAAGAAGGUGAAGUUUCAGGCCCGUCUAGAGCACGAGUUCAUCCACAACUUCAAGGUGCUACAGGCCGCUUUCAAACGCAUGGGCGUGGACAAGAUCAUUCCGGUGGAGAAGCUUGUCAAGGGCAGGUUCCAGGACAACUUUGAGUUUGUUCAGUGGUACAAGAAGUUAUUCGACGCCAACUACAACGGUAAAGAGUACGACCCGCAAACGGCCCGCCAGGGCAUGGAGGUGUCCCCGGCCCCUAAUCCAGGUGAACUAAUUUUCCACAAACCCAAGAAACCCCCUGCUGCCCCAGGACCCCAGCGGACGUCCCCCACAGUGCCCAAAAAUAUGCCCCCCCCACAGAGGGCCUUAAACAGCACCCCCGCCAUUGGCAUGAGGAAACACGCACCCCUCAUGCGCAAUGGAGGCAGUGACGCCGAGAUCAUGGAGCUCAAUCAGCAGCUGAUGGACCUGAAGCUGACAGUAGACGGCCUGGAGAGGGAGCGGGAUUUCUACUUUGGCAAGCUGCGGGACAUCGAGCUCAUCUGCCAGGAGCACGAGGGCGAGCACAGCACCACCCUCACCAAGAUCAUGGACAUUCUCUACGCCACAGAGGAUGGCUUCGCCCCCCCUGAGGAUGAGCUUGUGGAAGGGCAGCCACAGCCACAGGAACAGGACGAAUACUAAAGCACUCCCUCCCAACCCAACACCCUCCCUCCCUCCCAACCCAACACUCCAUCUCUUUUGCUUUUUUCCUAUCUUCCCCAACCUUCACCACCACCAUUACUUUUAUGUUAUCAUUUAUCCUUCCCUGUCUGAUUUCAGUCUUUUAAUUGUUAUUGAUAGUUUCCCCCUCCUAUCCUCAUAAUUGUUCCCUUAGUCAUUUUGUCCCAUCCCCAUUCAACACAAACACAAACACACACAAGCUAAAGGAACUGGCAGCACUGGCAGCAGGGUUGUGUAUGUGUGCAUGCACGUGUGUGUCUGUGAGUGUGCAUGAUAUGUGUCUGUGUGUGUGUGUGUGUGUGUGUGUGUGUGUGUGUGUGUGUGUGUGUAUGUAUAUGCGUGUGCGUGUGUGUGUGUGUGUGUGUGUGUGUGCGCUGGUCUGAGGCUGACCCUGCUGAAGUCCCUCAGCCAGCCCGCUUCAGCAUCCACAACAACAACACCCCCCCCCCCCCCACACACACACACACACACACACACACACACCACUGCUGGCUGCACACACCCCACUGCUUUUAACUUCUUACUCUCUGUCACUGCACUGCACUGCUACUGUGUUCAAUGACUCAUGAAUGGGUGAUGGGUGAGAUUUUUUGAUUGUUUGUUGACUUGUUAGCUGAGUUGUUUUAACAGCUUAUUUGUUGGAGCGCUUGUGCUAUCCCGUUGGUUCCUGUGGCUUUGGUUUGGGCUUGGGACGGCGCCCCGUGUGACGUGAAGUAAGGGAAACCUCUCGGCCCGUUGCAGUCUAGACGGCGGGCAGAGAGGUUCCAGCAACUCCCCACAGACCCGGACCCAUUUUUGUAAAUGUGUGUUUGGGGUAGGAAAAGUUGAGGUGGGGGGCGGCUGGGUUCCCUGUGGUGGGUUGGUUUGCAUAUAGCACUAGCGCAGAGAGAGCGGGCUUUGAGAAUGUGAAAUGUGUUUAUUUAUUUAUAUAAAGAGAGUUGCAGAGUGACCUCCGCUCACUAUUAAGAAAAAAUGUAAUGAGCUGUUGUACAAUUUGAAAUGAUAGCUAAAGCAAGAAGAGUUUUAAAUAAAAUGACUAUGUCAUUACUAAUGGAUUACUGAAAUUGUAAAAAAAAAAAAAAAAACAUUAUUUUUUUAGCUGCUAUACUUUGAGUUUUGUUCAGUUCAUGUUUUUGGAUUUGAGAUUUUGAUAUGUUGCACAGCAUGAAAUGCCACAUCGGGUGAUUGACAGGGGUCUGUGUCGACGAACAUCUAGAGCCCUACCCACCUCGGCGCUGACCCUAUGGCCGUGUAGCGCUCUGUGCAGAAUUCACGUCUGUUUGGAGUUUUAUUACAGAAAAUAAACAAGUGUGCGGACCGAAAAACCAA